This is a messenger RNA of Durusdinium trenchii, 3086 nucleotides long. The record is from the annotation of a GenBank genome assembly. Lineage: Eukaryota; Dinophyceae; Suessiales; Symbiodiniaceae.
CUAGCCCAUGGAACACCCCCUCCAACUGUAGAGCCUGAGCCCCAAUGUCAUGCCGAAGCGGAAGUGGUCCGGCGCGGUGACGGAGCUCAGCGACGGCCGACGAGCUGUGGAUGAGUUCACGAUCUAUUUGGCGAAGCUGCCCAAACACUUGGAGUCCAAGAAGCAGGUGGCCGAAGCGCUCCAGGAGUUUGGAGAGGUGGUCCAUGUUCACAUUAAGGAGGACCUGAGCCACGGCUUCGUCCAUUUUGCCUCAAAGGACUCGGCCGCAGCUGCGAUCCGAGCAGGCAGCGUGGGCAUCUGCCAUCGACAGGUAGAGAUCCGCUCAGCCAAUCAAGAUGCCAAUCAAGAUCCGCCGCCCAACCUUCUUGAAGGUGAAAGCAGCUUCUACUGGCAAGGCCGACUGGAGAAAUUCCGCCGUGGCCAUGGCUUUCUGCGGCCGCUGCCUGGCGGUGAGCAGCUUCCUGAGAUGGAGCAUGAGGACGUGGGCAUUGAGCGGGGAGUCUAUGUGUCGGUAGCACAGGUGGAACGCUUUGAUCUGCAGGAUGGUGACGUCAUCGGUGCGGAGGUGAGGCCGCCACGCAGCUCUAGCAAAAGGUCAUACAACAGCUCGUGCGACGAAGUGUCCUGGGCUUUGUUACAAUUGCGCGACAUCAACGGAGAACAGGCUUCUGCGCGAGAUCGUGGUUGGAGCUGGAGCGCCUGGUCGGACAAGUCUGGGUCCCCUUUGGAAUGGACCGGCGUUGUGGAGUGUUGGAGGAAGUUGAACCACGGCUUCUUGCGCCCUUUGCCACCAGAGGAUCGCCGCAGCAUCAACAACCCGGAUGUGGACGUGGCGCAAGGGGUUUUUGUGUACCCCAAGACCAUCCAGGACCAUCGUCUGAGAGACGGAGAUGUCGUCAAGGCUCAAAUCAGUACCUCAGAGGGGAAGUCCAUGGUCGUGCGGAGGGUGCUCCACGUGGACCGGAAGUCGGAGGACAUCCUUCGAGAAAAAGCCAUCGCGCUGGAAGGAGAGGUCGAGAUCUUCCGCAAAGGCUACGGCUUUUUGCGACCGCUCCCAGACGACCUGGAGCUUUGGCAGGAGAAAGGUUGCAGCGAAGGUGUCUACGUUGCUGCCAGUCAAAUCAGCAGGUAUGGCAUAUACCAUGGCCAGCGCGUCACCGGCCUCAUCUAUCCGGCGGCGCCGCCCGCUAAGCCCUCACCGGAGCUGGCGGACAUCCUGCCUGACAAGCCUGAGGAUGUUUGGCAGCUCUUGGAAAAGGACUCUGACGAGAAUGGGCCGCCGCUGAAAAUCCGGAGGCUCCUGGGGCUCCGGAUGCACGGCGUCAUCACGAGCUGGACGAUGACGAAAUCCGGUUUCUAUGGUUUUUUGAAAGCCGACCACGUCGACAUACCUGACGAGGUCUUCUUCCGGGUCUGGCACGAUCCCAAGCAGCUCCUGCAGCUCCGCUUGGGCGAAGCAGUCUUCUUUCGUUUGGAGAUUCGCCGCCGUGGUGAAGGUGAUUGGACGUGUUGUGCAGCCAAUCUUCACUUCCAUGAGCAGGAUGGAGCUCGAGAGCAUCAGCCGAAAGAUUUGGAGCUCUUGAAAGCGGCCAAUGCGUGGCUGGAGACCGUGGAGAUCCCGCGGGACCAACGCUCGGAGAUCCACGCGCAGAUGCCGCAGAUGGCCGCCGCCAAGGCCGCCGAGACCGAGACGACCGAGGCGGCCGAGACGGGCGAGACGGCCGAGACGGCUGAGACGGGCGAGACGGCUGACCAGAACGCGGCAGUGCAUGGAGCUAAUGGGGCGGAUCAAAAAGAGUGUAAGGAUGAGGUGGAAGAGAUGAAGGAAACGACAAAGAUGGAAAAGGAGAAGGAGUUGGAGAAGAAACAGAUAGAGUCCCCAGAGCAGGCAGGGUCUGCUCCACGGCGAAAGCCUUCAAGACCGAAGCUGAAGCCGCAGCGGUCGUCGGUGGCGCAGCCACGACCAAAGGAUGGAGGGCGCUUUGAGCGACCGAUACCCGUCAUCGGGCCAAGUCGGGUCAUACCUGGCCAGCUUGGACAGAGACAGGGCGAGCCCAGACCGGGCGAGCCCGCAACGCGGCCCAUCCAAGCCAUGAAGUCCAUGGCAAACUCGAACAUUCACAUCACCUUUACUAUGCCGGCGUCCAAAGCAAAGGCCUUGCCAAAGAAGCAAGUCUUGCCGAAGAAACUCCUGCCGACCAGCAAGCCGUUGGCCAAACCCAGGGGGUCUGUUGCCCAUCACAUGGACGCCCUCACAAGCCCGCCGCCAAAGCCGCAGAUCCGCCCCACCAGGGCGAAGCCAAAGGCAAAGCCCAAGGCGGCACCAAAAGCCUCGGCAGGGUCCGAACAAUUGAGCAAAACGGCAAAGAAGAAGAAGCAACUCAUCCAACAAACCAUUGCGAAAGUGAAAGAAGCUGCCAGCCGUGCGCUGAGAGUUCAGCACUCGCUUUUUCGAAAGGCCUUGAGUGAGCGGAACGCUUUGAAGGGCAAAGACAUGGAUCAAAUCCUCGAAGAAGCCACGAAGUUGCUCCCCUCUUCUCUCUCAGAGCUGGAAGAGGCAAAGCCAGCGACUCGGAAGCUUCCCACCAAGGUCGCCCCACAGGCCCCACCGGCCCCACCGCCACCAACGCCACCGCCGCCACCGCCAGCCCCAACGGCGCGGUCGGGCGCGACGCCCACGGCCGCACCGGCCGCGGCGUUUUCGGCAUCUGCCGCGCCGGCUCGAACGCCGCACAGCGCGGCCAAGGCCAAACCCGCACCCAAAAUGAUGCCGCGAAGCAAGCCUGAAACGCAGAAACGAGUGAAGCUGGAAGAUCCAGGAGAUGACUUUGUGACGGUCCGCGUGGCCGGCGAAGAAGAGCCAUCAGCACCAUCAAGUCACCCCAGGCAGAGCCCGCCGGCAAGACAGCCCAGGAGCGACGACUUCGUGACGGUGAAGCUCGAGGACGAUGAUUUCGUGACGGUAAAGGUCGAGGGCGCUGAGGACACACGAGCGACCUCCUCCCGAGACGCCGUCAUGGUCAAGGUGGACGUUUGGGAUUCCGACGAGGAGCUGCCGCCCUUUGACCCGGAUGACAAUUGGUGAG